Molecule: messenger RNA, 777 nt
Organism: Penicillium waksmanii
Lineage: Eukaryota; Fungi; Ascomycota; Eurotiomycetes; Eurotiales; Aspergillaceae
Exons: 3
Coding region: 1-777 (258 amino acids)
Source: RefSeq, a predicted model, not a curated record
AUGCGUUUCACUUCGCUUGUUGCCCUCCUCCCUGCCGUCGCCCUGGCGCAGGAGCAGGUCCCCCUGGCCGACCGUGUUCAAGGAUGGUUCAACAAGGCCAAGGCCUACGUGCCAACCGCCGUCCCCGCCGCCCCCAUUGAGAAGUUGGCCGAGUCAAUCUCCGAGAAGAGUGUCACUCCGGUGACCCUUCAGAACUGGGAGUCCAUCCUGACCCCCGGCACCCAGGAGGAGGACUGGUUCAUCUUCAUCACUGGUGGUAACAAGACCUGCUUCGGUCGCUGUGAUCGCGCCGAUAAGGCCUUCAAGGAAUCCGUCCUUCUCUUCUCUGCCGAUCCUACCGCCCCCAACCUCGGUCUGCUGGACUGCGAGCAGGAGCGCGUUCUCUGCGCCGCCUGGUCCUCCGGUGCCCCCUCCGUCUACUAUUACCAGGUUCCCCAGGCCCAGGCCGCCGACCAGGAGCGCCUCCCUUCGCCCCUGCACGUUCUCUACAUGAACACCACCACCGUCACUCCCCAGGAGCUCUACGAGAUCCACUCCAAGAAGACCUUCCUGGACGUUCCCGCCUACGAGGGUGCUUUCCACCCCACCGACGGCUGGGUCGCCAAGUACAACCUCACCCUGCCCUUCGGUUACUUCAUCUACGGCAUCGGCGCCAUCCCCAGCUGGAUGUUCAUGAUCGGUAUCAGCUUCUUCAGCCGUACCUUUAUGGGCCGUCGCAUGGGCAACGUCGGCGCUAACCGUGGCCCUGCUGCUGCUCCCGCCGGCAGUGCGAACUAG